AUGGUGGAAAGUGAAAAAUGUAAUACCCUAAAAAUGGCUUUUGAUAAAUAGAACAAGUAUGCACUAUAGGCAGCAGCGGUGACCGCAGUAGUAGACUCUUCGGUCUCCUGAUCAGUCGCCGUGCGCUGUGCGGGUUCGAAUCCCGUCCCAGGAGAAAUUUUUCUCUUGGCUAUGGAUGUUGUGAUUGUCCGUAGGAGAAGACAUGAAAUUUCUCCGUUACAUGUGAGAUGUGUAGCCAAUUUAAUUCAGUUUGGCAAAACAAGAAUCGAAAGUUGUCUUAACCAAGCUUUUAGGCAGCACACUUCUAGAUACCGUAUGUUUUUUGGCAAAACAGGAAUUACCGUUCAUUUUGAAGGGGUGCUAGUGCAGAGAUCGCCAUAA
Messenger RNA from Acanthoscelides obtectus, 381 nucleotides. NCBI's taxonomy places the organism in Eukaryota, Metazoa, Arthropoda, Insecta, Coleoptera, Chrysomelidae. The record is from the annotation of a GenBank genome assembly.